Acanthaster planci (crown-of-thorns starfish) is the source of this 4051-nucleotide messenger RNA. RefSeq lists its product as uncharacterized. Gene Ontology annotation, molecular function: protein binding. The record is from RefSeq and is a predicted model, not a curated record. NCBI's taxonomy places the organism in Eukaryota, Metazoa, Echinodermata, Asteroidea, Valvatida, Acanthasteridae.
GUGCACUGGGGAGCUAAACAUGGCAAGAAGGAAAUGAUACGACUGGUGGCUGACAGAGGAGCAGAUGUUAACUCCAAAUCGCAAGGGGGUUAUACACCGCUCCACAUAGCUGCCAUGCACAACAAAGAGUCCAUCAUGCAGUUCCUCAUUCAGGAUUACCAUGCCGACGUCAACAUCCGGGACUACAGCGGCCGCAAAGCUCGCCACUACCUGAAGACGGGUGCCUCCUCCUACAUGCAACAAAUGCUCACAGGAACUCCACCAACAACUUCACCGCCUCGGAUCAAACUGAUGGCCUUGGCUGAGACUUCGCCCGAGAAGCAGCAUCACCACCAUCAUCAUCACCUCUCCAUGUUCACCUCCUUCCGUGAAACCAUCCGCAACUCCCUGCGCAUAUGGGGCUCAGCGGACAGCCUGGACGAACCAGACAAUGCCAAGUUGCAGCCGCCAAAGAACCGGAGAACCGGCGUCGAUUACCUUAUGCCACCCCCACCAGCACAGCCCAAAGUCCGUAGGCACACGGACAUCACUUCACCAAACAUAAGGAAUGACAUGAGAAAAAGUGAGUCUGAUCCCAACAUCGUGGAGUCAACUGAAACAAUGUUUGUAUAGAGACAAGUGAGAUUAUGCGUCUGGUACCCUGUACUUAUCACCCAAGGUAUCGGUUUGGUGAAGCCGUGUGGCAGCGAUUCCUGUGUCUACAUUGCUCCAUUACACAUCCUGACCUUUGACAAACAUGUACUGGGAUUGUCAUUAAGAGCAUAAAGACAUGUGGGCCUACAUUGUUCUAUCAGUUGGUCAUUUUCUACUCAAGAGAACUUUGGACCCCCUUGUAGUCAGCUUCUCACACAUCGAGUUUUCACGAGUAGUGUAUCCAGUUUCCAUUCAGGUCACAUGCUCCUCUAAUGAAACAAGGGCUUUCCUUCAAGAUCAAGACUAAAUUUUUCUCAAGAAUAGAAUUGAAACUGACAGAGAUUUUAAAUUGCUCAUAUUGAAGGCAUAAGUGUUAUUAUUUUCCUUGUGACUGUUUGAGUGGAGAGUUUGAUUACAAGAGGUGGAGAGUCAUGUCCAAAGUACUUAAACAGAGUUGCAGCUUUGGAGACAACUUUGGAAACUCUUUCAUUACAACGAAAUUUUGAUGAGUCUUUCUUGAACAAACUUUUAAUCGGAAUUUAAUGAAUUAGCUGCAGAAACUUUUGCAUCUAUUUUUAUAUUUUAAAUGCACAUGCUUGUAAAGAUGCCGGUAUCUAGUUUAGAGUGUUUACUCAUAGUUUGUAUAGUCUGGUAAUUCAUUUGUACUUGUAUAAAUGUACUUGUAUUCAAAUUCUAGUAGCCUCUUGCAUGGUCUCCUGUCUGCUGAAAAGAUAUGGUUAAAUGCCAAAGUUCAAAACAAGUCCACUGCUUCCUGCACAAGAAAAGUUUUCAUGCUGAUUACAUGGUGACAGGGCACUUGGAAUGUAGGUUUUCAAAUCUGAUUUCCAACUUCUAGAAACAACAUGAAAGGAUCUGGUUCAGCAGUGUUUCAAUGGUGCUACUUCGCUGGAUUUUUUCUCCAUGGUUUUUGAGGUAUUUUUGACCACAAAUGUCUGAAGUUUUUUUUGGCAAUUUUGUCUUUUUAGGUUCCACUGCUGUUAAAACUCUACGCAAAACGAAAACAAGCAGAAGAUUUACUGUAAGUUGGGAGAGUACUCAUGCUUUGUGAACUAUUAAAAGCCCCGAAAAAGUUACCACAGUUGACAGUUGUUACAAGUCUUCUAACGGAUAUUUCAUUAGAAAUACCUCUUGAUUUCAAAUCUUCAUCCGGGUUUAUCUUGUCCAGCAUAAUGACUUUGAUGGGAGACGUGUGCAACAUUACAUGUUUUCAUGACAGUGUCGGUGAAAAUUUCUCACAUUUAUGCUGCACUUUUAAGUCUAACAAUCUGACCAGGUUCAACCAAUCACAUCGUUAUCUUGUAUAGCGCCAUUAUGUAGCCUCCAUUUUUAACAGUAUAAGAAGUCUUGAUGUUUACUGACAUUUAAAGUAUGAUAUUGCAUAAUCAACGUUUUUAGCUUUCUGUCAGGUACAGCGUACAGACAUGUUGUAUUUCAAAUUGUAAAUAAGCCAUGUCAACGGCACGGCAACAAUAUUUAUUGGCCCAUUAACCAAAGCAGCAUCUGUGACAUUGAACUGGAACCAGAUUAGUACCAAGAUUCGUUCCUUUAACCUUUCAAGACUUCUUGGUAUGAAUUUAUCAAUAUCCGACACACUGCUGUUGUGGAAUGUCAAUAUUUUGAGUGCAGGGUGGUGACAAAAGUACAUUCUUUCAAUGACAGUAAAAAGUACUUAACUAACGAGCUCAGGUAUGAGAAUGACUUUUAAAUUUUUUUUUUCUUGCAGCUCUUUAAUUUCCAGUAUUUCUGUCCAAGUCACGAGUUUUACAGGUCUCACAUAUUUGUUAUUUGACACUUUUCUCCAAGUAAUGAGAGCUGAGCUCUGGCUUCCUGAAUCAUCAGUUAUAAACUUAUAAAAUCCUGUACACACACAAAAAAGAAACUUACAGAAAGUUUUUUUCCUGAGGAUUAUGUUAUUGUGUGACAAAUAUUUAUUUUCUACCAUCGGAUAAGUUUUAUUUUUCUUUUUUGGUAACUUGUUCAUUUCUAUUUUCAAAUUUUGUGUUUAAAAUUUGCUGUAUUUUUAGCAAUUUCCUAAAAGUUACAGAAACAGGAUUUUAAUUCAUUAUUCUAAAAGCCAGCAUUGCAAUUUGUCUUUUUUACCCAAAUUUAUUUUAAAUUCAUAGAGGGUCGCACAUUGUGAAAAAAAAAGCUUUGUCUUGCUUGAAAGGUUGGCUCUUCAAAAUGUGGUUGAAUAAGGGCUAUGCAUUUUGUCUAUGAGACUUGGGAAUUUAGUGAAUGUUCAGUAGAAUUUCUCAGGACACAUUUGCAGUUGUUGUGAUGGUAUUUCUGACAUGGAUUUUGUUGUGGUCAUACAUAGUGCUUCAAGGAUUUUAGUCAGACUGUCAUAAUUGUGAUCAAAUUUAUUGCCAAUUUGGGCUCUAUCUAAAGGAGCUUAUGUAUGCUACAUUCAGGAUUAAUACUUAUUCUUAGAAAUUGUUAAGAAAUAUUUAUCAGUGUACAACUUCCAGUGUGCUGUAAUUGCUCAUUAUGGGAAGCUUUACAGGCAGAUUUUGUUAUUUACAUGCACAAAGAGGCUUCACUUUGAAAAUGACAAAUGGAUGAUAAUGGACAGUAAUGGUGAAAAGGAAAGAAAGAAUUUUUGCCAGUUCUUUUUGGGUUACGUCAUUUAUAGAUGAUUUCCCGUAAUUGACAGCGGCGAUAUUUGUAGAGAACUUCCCAACAACGGUCGUUCGCUGGUAACUCACUGCAUGUUAGGGUAGCUUUGUAUUUAAUGCAGGCCCUGCUUAGCACAUGCAGUUAAUUUCUGCUUGAAUGUACGGUCCUAGUCUGGUUGAGAGACUUCUUACAAGAGUUUUCUUCGUUGCCGGUGAUGGUACAGCAACUUAUGUAUGGUUCAGUGGGUGAUUUGUUAUGAUCGGUUGAGUUUUUCAUUUGUGGAAUUGUAAAGGGUUUGAAAAAUCAAUUAAUUGCACACUUCAGAAAUUAUCUUGUUUGGCUUUUCUGUGCUAGGAAACAGCAUGUUUCCACUGCAUGAAACAUCUGCUGCAUGAUUUGUGAUCUAGGCACACAUUCAAUCUGUCAUAUUGUAGGCAACCUAUCCCACAAAGAAUUUUAAUGGAAAAGUUGAAAUGGAAACAUCACACCAGGAAACAUUCAUUCACUGUUUAUAAUUUAUCCUAACUUUUCAGAUCAAUUUCAAUGCUCCCUUGUCUAGAACAUUAAAGAUUUUAAAGCAUUUUAGAGUAGAUGUUAAAUAUAUAUAUAUAAGGAAACAGUUCUAUGUACACUUUGGUUCUAUGUACAUGUACACUUUGGUAUUUGGGGAAAAAAGAUAAAAAUACCUAAUAUUGGGAUCAAACAUGGACAUGCCUCAAGUACUGAAAUUUUUAGAAGUUUACAAGCAUCAUGUACAAAUAAAAUAUUGGUGGACGACAGU